Molecule: messenger RNA, 5171 nt
Organism: Callorhinchus milii (elephant shark)
Lineage: Eukaryota; Metazoa; Chordata; Chondrichthyes; Chimaeriformes; Callorhinchidae
Gene: atp13a2
Product: ATPase cation transporting 13A2
Exons: 29
Coding region: 114-3635 (1173 amino acids)
Biological process (GO): regulation of mitochondrion organization; regulation of autophagosome size; intracellular calcium ion homeostasis
Cellular component (GO): membrane
Molecular function (GO): ATP hydrolysis activity; P-type ion transporter activity; ATP binding
Source: RefSeq, a predicted model, not a curated record
CGAGGGUAACGGCUGUGGACGAGAGCGAGCGAGCGCGCGCGCGGGAGAGAGAGAGAGAGAGAGCGCGCGCGCGAGCGAGCGCGAGAGAGGAAUGAGCAGGCGGUCGGGCAACGAUGAGCUCAGAUAGCAGCAAGCUGCUGACUGACCAGCAGUCCUGUUACGGGGCAGUCCCGCACUCGCAGGCUACCCCCUUCAUGGAGGUGAAGGGAUACCAGCGAGUGCAAUGGCGGGUAAACCUCUGCCACAUUUUUACUGUCCUGACGGUUGGGAUACUGUGGUUAAUCUUUCGUUGGAAGCCGGUGCUCGAAGUGAUCGCUAAGGGAAGUCCCUGCCACCUGAGCCAGGCUGACUGGGUCCUCAUCAAGCGUCCGAUUAACGAGCAGUUCCCAGCCAGAGUCUGGACCGAGGAGGUGGAAGAUGAUUAUUUUGUUCAUCCAGCUGGCUCUGGGGAGGACGAGAAUCAUAUUUGUUUAGCCGUGGGAGUGGCUGAAGAUGAUUGGAAGGACACUAUUCAACUUCAGAAAGAGGAGGAGAAAAGUGUGAUUCGUUACUACAUUUCUGAGGGUUUUCGCUACAUUUGGAGUGAGAAGAGACAAAACUUCUGUAAAGUCUGUGAUUUAGAUGAGCAACUGACAUGUGCAGAUAUUUACAGGCAAAAGACAGCACUCAGCAGACAUGACCAAAACAAAAAGCGGAAGGUGUAUGGGCCAAAUAUCAUUGACGUGCCUGUAAAACCCUACUUCACAUUGUUAGUGGAGGAGGUGCUGAAUCCCUUCUACAUUUUCCAGAUAUUAAGUAUUGCGCUAUGGAUGGCAGAAACGUAUUACUACUAUGCAGCAUGCAUUCUGUUUAUUUCAUUCAUAUCCAUUGCAGUAUCUCUUUACCAGACGCGUAAGCAAAGUGUAACCCUGCGGAAUAUGGUAAAGCUAACUGUCAAAGUGCAAGUCUGCAGAGAUACUGGAGAAGAGGAAAUGGUGAAUUCUCAGGAUCUAGUCCCCGGUGACUGCAUUGUGAUUCCUUCAAAUGGGCUUUUAAUGCCCUGUGAUGCAACGCUUUUAACUGGAGAGUGUAUGGUCAAUGAGAGCAUGCUUACAGGUGAGAGUAUACCAGUGCUGAAAACCACUCUACCUGACCUGGAUUUGACUUAUUCUAUUGAUGAGCACAAGAGACACACGCUCUUCUGUGGAACCCAAGUCAUUCAGUCGAAGAAUUAUAUCUCAGAAGAUCCUGUGAUGGCUGUGGUAAUAAGGACAGGUUAUUGUACUGCUAAAGGAGACCUAGUCAGUUCCAUUCUGUACCCCAAACCUCUUGGAUUUAAAUUCUACAAAGAUGCCAUUAAAUUUAUCAUCUUCCUAGGACUGCUUGCUCUGAUUGGGGACAUUUACAGCGUAGUGAUUCUGGUCCAAAAGAAGGUGCCCGUGUCUCGACUGCUGUUGCGUGCCCUGGAUCUCAUCACCAUCAUUGUCCCACCUGCUCUCCCGGCAGCUAUGACUGUUGGGACCAUCUAUGCCCAGAAUCGAUUGAAGAAAAACGGGAUAUUCUGCAUUAGUCCACCCCGCAUUAACCUUUGUGGGAAGCUUAAACUAAUUUGCUUUGAUAAGACAGGAACACUAACAGAGGAAGGACUUGACAUCUGGGGGGUUGUACCAGUAGAGAGCAAUGUAUUUCAGCCAAUUAUUCAUGAGCCUCGCCACCUUCCUGACAAUCCAUUGCUCCGCACACUAGCUACCUGUCACAGCAUCUCACUGAUCGGAAAUAGCCUUAUUGGUGACCCACUCGAUCUGAAGAUGUUGGAGUCCAUUGGAUGGGAUCUGAAAGAAAACGUUACGGAGGCUGACAGCAUUGCAGCGUUUGGGACAAGAGUUCUGGCUGUUAUCCAGCCUCCACCAAUGGAAGAGCAGCCUUAUGAUACUAAACAAGAGAUAGUUGUGGGAAUUCUUCGUCGUUUUCCAUUUGCCUCAUCACUGCAGAGGAUGAGUGUGCUCACCAAGAGACCUGGCAGUUUGCCCACAGAGGCAUACUUAAAGGGUGCACCUGAGAUGGUGGCCAGCCUUUGUCUGAAGGAAUCAGUUCCUACUGAUUUCUCUGAAAUGUUGCGUCACUAUGCCAGGGACGGCUACAGAGUUUUGGGGCUUGCAUACAAAGUGCUGAGUCCAGACAUCGCCUUUGAUGCACUACACAAGCUUGAGAGGAGUUAUGUGGAGAGUGAGAUGACAUUCCUAGGAUUUCUGAUUAUGCGGAACGUUUUGAAAGCAGAAACAAAGCCUGUGAUUAUCAGCCUGAAACAAGCCAAUUUUCAGACUGUAAUGGUGACAGGAGACAACAUGUUGACAGCCCUGAAUGUCGCCAGGAACUGUGGGAUGAUCGAUUUGAAGGACAGAGUCAUUUUUGCCAGUGCUUCGCCACCCACUUACGAUAAACCUGCCUCUUUGAAGUUCAUUUUAGCAGACCCUAUUCCAGACCAACAGAAUGGGACUGAGAUUGUGACCUAUCAACAGGAGACUUGGAGCCAGUCUUAUCACCUUGCACUAAACGGGAGAUCCUUUGCUGUGGUUCUUGAGUAUUUCCCAAAUCUACUACCAAAGAUCCUGCAGCGAGGCACUAUUUAUGCUCGAAUGGCUCCAGAUCAGAAGACUCAACUCGUGGAGAACUUGCAGAAGCUGGGCUACUGUGUGGGAAUGUGUGGAGAUGGAGCCAAUGACUGUGGAGCUCUGAAAGCUGCUGAUGCAGGAAUCUCCCUCUCGGAGGCUGAGGCCUCGGUGGCGUCCUCUUUCACCUCGAAAAUAAACAACAUUGAGUGUGUACCGAUAUUGAUUCGGGAAGGACGUGCCUCUCUCGUCACAUCCUUUGGAAUUUUCAAAUACAUGGCAAUGUACAGCUUGAUUCAAUUUGUCUGUGUCCUUAUAUUGUAUUCAAUCAACUCUAACCUCGGAGACUGGCAGUACCUGUUCUUCGAUCUGGCAGUCACUACAACCAUUGCCAUCUUCAUGGGGCGAACAGAACCCACCAAAGAACUGGUGCCUCAACGACCCUUGGGAAGUCUGAUCAAAGUUCCCAUCCUGGGCAGCCUGGUGCUGCAAACCCUGGUGAUUGUAAUGAUUCAAAUCCUGACCUUCUUCAUCACAACCUCUCAGAGCUGGUUUGUUCCUAUAAACGUCACAUCCACCAAUACCAACUAUCUCCCAAAUUAUGAGAACACUGUCUUAUUCUGUGUGACUGGAUUCCAGUAUCUGAUCCUUGCAACAGUCCUUUCAAAGGGUCAACCUUUUCGCAAACCACUGUAUUCUAAUGUGUUGUUCCUGUUCACUCUGAUCAUCCUUUGUGUCCUGAUGAUGAUUUUUACACUGCACCCGUUCACUUUCAUGCGCCAAAUUCUGCAGCUCAUGCCCAUUAACGACAUAAACUUUAAAUUAUUACUGCUGGGAUUUGCAGCGCUGCAUUUUUUCACUUCUUUACUUCUCGAGACUGCUAUAGACAGUGGAAUUUUAACACUAUGCCUUCGGAUCCUGUACAAGAAAAAGGAUAAGAAAGCACUGUACAAGAGACUUGAAAAAGAACUCUCCCACAAUUCAUCAUGGCCUCCACUCAAUGAGGUUAUUUAUGCGGAACAGGAGAGGGCCAUCUGUUUUGAAUAAUGCUUUUCGCAGGAUCUGGUGUUCGGCAAAGGAGCUGGAGAAAAGGGACAAUUAUUUUAACCAAAACAAUCCUUAUUUUGUACCAAAGAUGGUACAAACCGUGAAUUCUGUUUGUAUAUUAGAUAGAUGGCGUAAUUAUUUUGUAAGCCAGGUGUCUGACACGCACUGAAACCAUCAUUGUGUUUAAGAGUUCCAAAUAUGCGUGCCAUCUGUGCAUAGAAAUUUCCCUUUGUCUGAAAUGGAGUGUCCACUCUCCCUGCUUGCUUCAUUCCGGAAAGUAUUCGGUGCACAUUGGCAAUAGCCAACUCAUUUACCCAGAAUGUGUGCAGCCAGUUAAACCACAUAGAGUAAACCUCAUGUAAGUCGUAUCAGUCAGGACCAUAACAUUUAACAUGACUUGCGCGAUGUCUGAUUUGCAGGCAAACCGUAUAAGUCAAAUAAAAUCAGAUGACGGUCAGAUUUAUGAGAGUUUUACUGUAGUGAAUACUGUUUGACAAACUUCCUACUGCUUGUCCGGCUGGGACCGACCUUCCUGUUAGAUGGCGUAACAGGGUGAAGCUAAAGAAAUCUUUUAGAAACAUGAACUGGGGAACAAUUUGACCAGGAUUUGCAUUUCAAAGGUUACCAUUCAUUUUCUAACAUACCAGGGUGACAUUUGUGGAUUGAUGUCUGAUAUUCACGUGUGUGGGAAACCAGUGAAAUUAAGUGUCAGCUGUUUUUUUCCUUUGCCAUUAUCCCAAGUAAAUGAAACAUUACUAGGGUUGUUAAUAUUCAGUCAGAGAGUUUCCCCAGACUGUGGGAAAUGAAAUCUGAAAUAAACUGGUUUGUACGCCAGUUAAUGAUUUAUUUAUUUUACUACAAUGACAUUUUCCAAAGAUUGUAAUAAUUGCUGUAAGUGGAGAAGAUAAGUUGGACUUGGGAUAAGAUGUAUGAGAUGAUGCAGUAUAGUCUAUAACCAAGUGCUUUGUGAUGAAUCCGAAUCCUUUCACUGACGUGCUCCAAUGCAGUCAUUUAUUGCUUUUCAAUAAUUUUAUUUUGUUCUUUAAACUGCUGGUCUCUGGAGUGUGUUUUACUAGAACAGGACUGAUUUGUAUUGAACGUGGAGCCAGCUGAGCUGAGCUUUUUUUGCCGGUGAAGGGGUCAAGUUAUUUCUGGCUGUAGCCAGAAGAUGAUGGUAAUACGAAAUAUGUUGGGGUUGGUUUCGAUAUUUAAACUGAAAUCUCUUGGCUGUGAAAUUAUAUCCAGUUACAAAACAAACUGGGAACCAAUUAAUUACUCGGCCUAAUGCAAGAUGUUGUACUUUAGCAAUGUUAAACAAUAUUAAAUAAACCGACAAUUUCUGAAUCUGGCAAAGAUGCCAGAAACACAAGGGAAAAAAGCUUGCAGAUGCUGGAAAUCCCUAGGUCAAUCAGAGUGAAGAUUAGGUAUAUACUUUGUGUGUUACCCUUCAUUAGAACUCAAUAAUUGUGGAUAAUAAGAGGACGGAUUAUUUAUAGCACCUUAUAACAUCGUCAAGAUGUCUCAGCGAUUCACAGG